Messenger RNA from Brienomyrus brachyistius, 660 nucleotides. RefSeq names its product phospholipase A2-like. NCBI's taxonomy places the organism in Eukaryota, Metazoa, Chordata, Actinopteri, Osteoglossiformes, Mormyridae. The record is from RefSeq and is a predicted model, not a curated record. Gene Ontology annotation, molecular function: calcium ion binding; phospholipid binding. The transcript has 4 exons. Gene Ontology annotation, biological process: arachidonate secretion; phospholipid metabolic process; lipid catabolic process. The coding region runs from base 8 to 454 and encodes 148 amino acids.
GGUCACCAUGAAGGCCACACUGCUCCUACCGGCGGCGCUCCUCUUCGCCUACAGCACCCUUGGCGCCGGGGUGCCCUUCGCUCUGUGGCAGUUUGGAGGCAUGAUCCAGUGCUAUCAGCCAGGAGUUAAUCCCUUCCUCUACAACAACUACGGCUGCUGGUGUGGCUUUGGGGGCUCUGGGAUCCCAAGGGAUGGAGUGGACAGGUGCUGCAAUGCUCAUGACCUCUGCUACCAGGCCGCCAGGAAGAAUCCAGAAUGUCGCCCCCUGGUGGAUGUGCCAUACACCAAGCAGUACGACUAUACCUGCACUGCUUCUCAGGUCGAAUGCUCAGCCUCCAAUGACGCCUGCCAGGCUGCCGUGUGUGACUGCGACCAGGCUGCAGCUUUGUGCUUCUCCCAGCACACAUACAAUCCAGAGAACAAGAACCUGGACAAGAGCAUCUACUGCAAAUGAGGCCACAUCACCAAGAGGAGAGCGAUGAUGAGGUAGUACUGGUGUGAUCUAUGACAGCCUGCCUCAAUCAGCUUUUCUGUAUUCUCAAUGAUUCACAUAAUUAUCUUACAUAUUCACAAUGUGCAGCAGAUUCUAUGGAAACAGAAAAUGUGGCAGGGCCUUCCGAAAGUAACCUAUCAGUGUUGGCAAUAAAGUUAUAUCUGUCA